UUUAAAUGUGUUUCCAGAGAAAUAUGUAUAACACAACGUGUUGCUGCUAGUUAGCUACGGAGCUGACGCGUUUAGCGUCAUCGGGUGUGUCCUAAAUGACUCCAUACUCCCUACUCUGUCUGUAGUGCAACAAUGCCCCAGGCAGCAUAUGUAGUGCACUAAAUAUGUAUAUCGGAGGCAUACCGGACACAAGCCGCUAUUCUUCAAGCUUGGUUGCUUCGUUUCUUUUAACAUACAGCAGAGUUUCCCGGCGAUUUCUAUCCGCGAAUGAAAGAAAACAUCGACAGUUGAAGGGGGAAAAAAAGACACUCCCACGUCAACACUAUCCAGAGAACUUAAGUUUGAGACACUUGAAAUGUAUUUCCAGAUGUCUUCGACCUUUAAGAGCUUUUUCUUCUUUUUGUCAGAAGGUUAGCGUUGGUAACCAUAGCAACGGAUGUCCUUUAACUACCUCUGACCUGUCAGUUUGACCCGAUACGGAGACGCCCGUCUAAAAUCGGACGCACGAUGUCGACCGGAGACGCAGGGGACCGUGGGAAAGAAAGGGAACGGGGUGCCCGUCCCAAAGUGCGUCAGAGCCGGUCUGAGGAACGGCAGGAUGGAGGGAGGCGGAAAGGAGGCAGGGGUAAAAGGAAAGGCCGCUUGGCUCACGAUGCGGCGUCGGACCGGCCGGUCAGCGACGGAUUCGAAUACGGCGAUCUCUUAAACGGGCUGGAACCCGGAAACACAGGUUCUUCAUUUCGUGAACGCCGGUGGCGCCAAGUCCUCGGCUCACCCGCGUCCUCGUUGAGCGAGAAAGUCCCGGCCAGGAUAUCUCAGAGCACUCUGAACGACGAACAGCCUAUGCCCGAGACCAGCAGCAAGUCUUCUGGCGGCAGUCGUACCCUCAGGCAGAAGAUUCAGGACGCCGUAGGCCAGUGUUUUCCCAUCAAGACCCACAGUGGACCUUCUGCUUCAGGAUCGGGCAUCUCGGCGUCUCCUGUCGCAGCUUCUUCCCGGAGGAAGAUCCAUCUGAGUGAACUCAUGCUGGACAGUUGCCCGUUCCCACCUGACUCCGAGCUAGCGCAGAAAUGGUACCUGAUCAAGCAGCAUACGGCUCCUGUUUCCCAACCGCCCGUACUCGACGCUUUCUCUGCGUGCUCUGCUUCCUCGGCUUCUGUCGUCGAGGACGAGGAUGAUCGCUUGCGAGAGAGGCGGAGAAUAAGCAUCGAGCAAGGCGUCGACCCACCGCCCAAUGCGCAGAUCCACACGUUCGAGGUGACCGCGCAGAUCAACCCGCUGUACAAGCUCGGGCCCAAGUUGGCGCACGGGAUGAACGAGUUGGCCGGGGACGACCGGGCCACUCUACAACAACAACAACAACAACAACAACAGCAGCAGCAGCAGCAGCAGCAUGUGCUGCAGAGGCAGCAACAGCACCACCAACUGCUUCUCCAGAGCUGCUUGGACACUCUAGACGAGGUCGUCGCGUCUUCCUCAGGAUCCGCCCCAUCCUUUCCUACCGAAUCCCAUCCGGAUUCGGAUUCCUCCUCAUCUUCGCCGUGUUCACUGACAAGAGCGUCCCUGGUGACGACGGAGCACUUCAAACCUCAAGAUGGCCACCAUCGUGCCCACACGCAGAUCGAUUACAUCCACUGCUUGGUGCCGGACCUGCUCCAGAUCACCAACCUGCCGUGUUACUGGGGGGUCAUGGAUCGCUACGAGGCCGAGACGCUCCUGGAAGGCAAACCCGAGGGAACCUUCCUUCUUCGCGACUCGGCCCAGGAGGACUACUUAUUCUCGGUCAGCUUCCGGCGCUACGGCCGCUCUCUGCACGCCCGUAUCGAGCAGUGGAACCACAACUUCAGCUUCGACGUACACGACCCCAGUGUGUUCCAUGCACCCACGGUCACGGGCUUGCUCGAGCAUUACAAGGACCCCAACUCGUGCAUGUUCUUCGAGCCACUGCUCUCAAGUCCCAUCCAUCGCACGCGGCCGUUCAGCCUCCAGCACAUCUGUCGCGCCGUCAUCAGCAGCUGCACCACCUAUGACGGCAUUAGUGCCCUGCCCAUCCCCAACGCCCUCAAGGAGCACCUGAAGGAAUAUCAUUACAAGCAGAGGGUUCGUGUACGGAGACUCGAUACCGGCUGGGAGUGAAAACCUCGGUGUGUUUUUUGCUAACUUUUACCAUGGCCAGUAAAAAAAAAAACAAACAUUGUCAACAAAUCCAGCACUCCUAAUGCAGGCAUGCUAGCCUUUUGAAUUUAUUCAGUACAGAAGCACGUUAAGACUAGCUUUAACGAAUCACUGAUUCACAGAACCCGAGCGAUGCUAAUACGACGGACGCCGCACCACUUGAUUGCUAAUUCCUACCACAGGCAGUAUAGACUAGUGCUUUGUGGCUAGAAUCAAAACCCAAGUGUUCUCAUGCUAAUCUAGGGAAGACUGCGAUAAACUUCAGAAGUACCACUAACGUUAGUGAAUUAGCGACUCCAAGCAUGCUAAUGCUUAUACACUAACGACUGCACGACUUGAUUGCCGUCUGAUACCGUGGCAAGUAGAAACUAUAGUGUUUGAGCUAGCAUGAACGAACCACUGCAUGUCAGUCUAGCGUAUUAAAAUACUAAUCUAAGUUUUAAUGAUCACAUCAUGUAGCCACAAACUGCUACAAGAGACUUAUGUUUGGCUUCAAAGUGCCCCUGAAAUGAAAUGCUGGUGUUUCAGAGCUCUUCACGUGUGCCUCAUGUAUAUCAGUGAAAUGUUAGGUUCAUGGGGGGUGGGGCAUGGUAAAUACCAUGUUAAUCCUGGCUAGCAUGUUGCAGCUUGCUAUAAAAUAAUCCAGUUCACAUCUUCUUUACAAAGAUUACAUGGAAGUAUUGUUAAUGUAAAUAGAUAGCUAGCUAGCUAACCCGUAAUGAAAUCUAUCUGGCUGGUUUUGUAGCUCUCAACUUUGGAUCAUUUGGUGAAAUAAUUCAAGCAACUCGACACACUUCCAGGUUCAAAGGUCAAAAUCAAGAGGAAAAAAAAAAAGCUUAUUUCAUGGAUACUUUUAAGCCAAAAAUGUGAACCAUGCUAACGCUAGCAAAGAAAAACAAAACUAACGAGUGUGGGAAUAUUCUAGAAAUUGUAGUCUUGUCUAGAAGUGCCACUUGUGUCCCGGGACCGUGUAAACUCUUGGUAUAAUUCCAAAAUUUAAAAAAGUUGAUUCAUGGUUCUCAGCUCCUAUCGAGCACUCUUAAAGGGUCAAUAAGUAAUAUUUUAAAAACAACCUGCAAUCCAAACCUUUUAUUGCCUUCAUAGUUCACAAAAUGCUUCUUAUGAGCUUUGAUCUGCCUCUAAACGGCUUCUGAUUGUCGACUAUCUCAUUGUAGAACAGUGGGCGGGACGUAAGAAUAUAAUAACCAAUCAUUGGUCACCUCCCGGUUCCUCACACCCAGUCUAAACCCAAAGUCCCGCCUACUAGAAAACGGCAUUUCACUCGGAAACACAUCAGAAGUUUGCGUUUGAAUCUCCGUUUCACGUCGUGGUUAAUGUUUCGAGUGAGAUCCGCUUACAUCAUGAAGUGACUUCCCUGCAGAACAUUCCAGACCUGCUGACUAACCUUCACGCCGAUUUGAUAUUCUGUCCUGCUGUAACGAACCUUUCGAUUCGUUACAUCUCUUGAGGACAAAUGUAGGACGUUUUAAAAAUAUUCAACUUUGGAUGAGUAAAAAGGGCGAUCCUUUACACCACAAGUUCAUGAAUGUAGCAGUUUUGUAUCACUUCUAGAUGAAAUCAGAAGGAAAUGUACUUCACCUCGAGGGUUGGUGAUACCUUUACUUGUCCGGAACUCCAUAUUUGAAGGAUAUUUUAUUGCACUAUUCCCCUAAAGGUGUUUCAGCAUGGAUAAAUAACCAGCAGAGAUAUCAGCGUUAAUUAGACAUGUCGAUAAUGAUCAUACUGCGCUCGUUAGUGUCAUAAGUAUUGUGAUAUACAGUGAGAAGAAAAAGGAUGUGAACCUUUUGGAAUUUCAUGGUUUUCUGAAUAAAUUUGUCAUAAAAUGUGAUCUGAUCUUCAUCUAAGUCAAGGGUGUUGACAAAUAUAAUGUGUCUAAAAUAAUAACACAAAAUAAAUUCUGAUCUUUCAUGUCUUUAUUGAGAACAACCAAAAAAACCCUCAUGGUUCUUGUGGAAAAAGUAUGUGAACCCUUGAGUUAAUGACCUGAAAAAAGCUAAUUGAAGUCAGGUUUUAGCACACCUGGAGUCUCGUUAAGAAAAUGAGUUUGGAGGUGUGGACUACAGCUACUUUGACUAUUUAAAAACCCCUCAAACUUUUGGAGUUUGCACUGCACAAGAAGCACAUGCUUAUGUGAGGUGUGCCUUGCCGAAAAGAGCUUUCAGAAGAUCUACGAUCAAGAAUUGUUGAUUUACAUAAAGCUGGUAAUGGUUACAAAGUGACUUCAAAGACUUUAGAAAUUCACCAGUCUACAGUUAGGCAAACAUUCUACAAAUGGAGACACUUUGGGACUGUUGCUACUCUACCAAAAAUUGGGCGCCCAGUCAAAAUGACACCAAGAGCACAACGAAGACUCAUCAGUGAGGUAAAGAAACAACCCCGAAUGACGGCCGACGAUUUGAAGGCAUCAUUGGAACUGGCUAACAUCUCUUCAUGGGUCUACAAUACGUAAAACAUUGAACAAGCAGGGUAUCUACGGCAGGAUACCACGGAGGAAGCCACUGCUUACUAAAAAGAACAUUGCUGCAUGCCUGAAGUUUGCAAAAGAGCACAAUGACACUCCACAGCGGUACUGGCAAAAUGUUUUGUGGACUGAUGAAACUAAUAUUGAACUAUUUGGAAAAACCACACAGCACUACAUCUGGCAUAGAAAGGGCAUCAUAUCAUCAUGAAAACAUCAUCCCAACCAUAAAGUAUGGUGGAGGAAACAUCAUGAUUUGGGCCUGCUCUGCUGCAUCAAGGCCUGGCCAGCUUGCCAUCAUUGAGGGGAAGAUGAAUUCCCAAGUAUAUCAGACAAUUCUUUAGGAUAAUGUGAGAAUGUCUGUACGUCAGCUGAAACUGUGUAGAUGUUGGGUGAUGCGACAGGACAACAACCCAAAACACCGGAGCAAGUCCACAACAGAAUGGCUUCAGAAAAACAAAAUCCGCCUUUUGGAGUGGCCAAGUCAGAGCCCAGACCUCAACCCUGUAGAGAUGCUAUGGAAUGACUUGAGAGCCAUACACAUGAGAAUAUGACCGGACGAUCCACAGCUACAGGAAGUGCCUGGUUGAGGUUAUUGCUGCCAAGGUGGGGUCAACCAGUUAUUAAUUCUAAGGGUUCACUUACUUUUCCCACUGCCAUUUUGAAUGUUGAAUGAGUGUGUUCAAUAAAGACAUGAGGGAUCAGAAUUUUUGUGUUAUUAUUUUAGACACACUAUUUGUUCUUGACUUGGAUGAAGAUCAGAUCACAUCCUCUGACAUGUUUAUUCAGAAAACCAUGAAAUUCCAAAAGGUUCACAUACUUUUUCCUGCCCCUGUAUAUCGUACAACUGAUUAUCGGCACAUGCCUUGCAAGGGUUAGCGUGAUUCAUCUGAGAUAAUUGGAUUAACUCAUGAAAAGGUUCCAAACCUACUGUAUACCCACACACUGUAUACACACACUGAGUCUUCGGUAAUGAAGAAAUGAAUAACAGAACUGUAUUUAUUGCGAGUGUCUUAUUCUCGUCUGCAAGUCGACUGACUUUAAGCUAGAUUUGCGUUUAGGUUUUUUUGUGGGCUGGUUUGUAAGAACAAUUCAUUGCAACAUUCAGGAAGGGGGGGGGGAACACUUCUGAGUUGCACAAGCUUUGAGCUGCAUAGUAUGAUAGCUAGCUAAUGUGACCACACAAAAGAAGUUUUGAGUUUGACGCUACGCUGUUUUUAACACGCCCUUGGUCGAAUCCCCUGUGCUAUCCGAAAUGUCUUUCAAUUACUUUUUCGUAGGAAUGGAGUUCGUUACACAAGUGUUGGACGAACACUCGAGUCAGCUUACGGUCCGAGUCUGAUACAACUUCCAUCUCAAAACAGCAACAAAAAAAAACCUACAGAAAGAGCCAUUUGAAGUGCUUACAUAGUGGGGAAAUGGACCUCCUUAGCCAGCUAACUAUAUAUAUAUAUAUAUAUAUAUAUAUAUAUAUAUAUAUAUAUAUAUAUAUAUAUAUAUAUAUAUAUAUAUAUAUAUAUAUAUAUAUAUAUAUAUAUAUAUAUAUAUAGCGCUAGCUAGCUAGCUUAAUUGCUAUUGCUACAUACAAGGUUUGGAGAAACUUUCCAAUAAAAUUACCACAGAAGUGAAGUUACCCGAAGUUAGGACUAGCUAGCUAAUUAUUGUUUGGCAUGCUAGCUACUUAACAACCUGGUAUGUCUAUGUAUUUCAAAGCCAAAUGACUCAACUAUUUUUUUUAAAAUAAUAUUUAUAUAAUAUAGUUAGCAGUACAUCUAUUUACAGUAUGCUAGCUAUUUAGCACCACAGCGUGUGUAUAUCUCUUUUUUGUUUCUAAUUCUCCACAAAGAACUUACCAGAGAGAGAGAGAAGGGAAAUAUCAAAGUCUUACCCUUCAGCAUUUAGAAAGCUAUCUAAUCUAUUUGUUACUGUAGCUAAUUAGGUCUUUUCAACCACAUUUUACAUGUGUUUUUUUUAAUAGCAAACCAUGAGGUGAGUUUGCUUUGGAAAAGUGCAUUUUGAUAUAAAUCCUUUCCCCGUGUUGCAAGUGCACAGUUUUUUCCUUUUUUUGAAGUUGUACGAGGGAGUCAACGAGGGCGCGUUGAGAACAGGAUUGGAAGACAGGUCUAGGAAGCAACAAUAUUUAUUUUCUUAUUUAAAGCACUGUUUUAACUUUGCUAUUUCACUUGCUUUCCAGUUGUUUGUUAUUGUGGGACCACACUGAACGUCUGCUGAACAAAUAAAUACGUGAACUCUGAAUAUUACUGGGGUUUUUUUUUUUUUUUUUUUUUUUAAACACUGGUAUUUCUUCUUUUUCUUUUUUUAUUUAACACGUACCUACUGAUUUUAUUUUAUUUUUUGCUGAUAAUAGUUUAUUUCUAACAUAGCAAGAUAAAAAUUGAGUAGUUGGAUGAUGUGAAAAGCACACAAUAAACUCUUCUGUAUAUUUACA
Messenger RNA from Ictalurus punctatus (channel catfish), 7103 nucleotides. It is a transcript of the gene socs9, whose product is annotated as suppressor of cytokine signaling 9. Lineage: Eukaryota; Metazoa; Chordata; Actinopteri; Siluriformes; Ictaluridae. Gene Ontology annotation, cellular component: phosphatidylinositol 3-kinase complex. Gene Ontology annotation, molecular function: 1-phosphatidylinositol-3-kinase regulator activity. The record is from RefSeq and is a predicted model, not a curated record. The transcript is spliced from 2 exons. The coding region runs from base 508 to 2136 and encodes 542 amino acids. Gene Ontology annotation, biological process: phosphatidylinositol phosphate biosynthetic process; intracellular signal transduction.